AUGAGCGCUACACCUCCGGGUAUUGCAGAAGAGGUAUCGUACAAGAGCCGCUUACAACAAUUUACACAAAGAGCAUCUAUUCCACUUCCAGUGUAUAUAACUUUUUGUGAAGCAGAACAUCCUCCCAGUUUCAGAUCAAAAGUGAAGGUGAACGGAACAUGCUUUACAUCUGAUACAUGUCCAUCUAAAAAGAUGGCAGAACAAGAAGUUGCCAAGCUUGCAUUGGCUGGUCUUAUUAACAAAGUAAAGGAUGAGGGGAGUUCAUUUAUACGUGAGGGUACGGUGACUACAUCCCUUUGCAAGUCUAUCAUGAAUGAGUAUGCUGUCAAAAUGAAUAUGGAGAGACCCACUUAUGAUACAGUUCAGCCAAAGGGGCUGCAGGGGCUGCUUCCAGUUUUUGUAUCCUCGUUGAUUUUUAAUGGUGUUACAUUCACUGGAGAUACAGCAACAAACAAGAAAGAGGCUGAAAAAUUUGCAGCACGUUCUGCUAUUUUGUCCAUUUUAGGCUCUGAAUCCGGGACAACUAUGUCUGAAAUAGUCAGGUCUAAAUUCAGGUUGUUUGAUGCGUUGGAAAGCCACAAGGAUCCUUCCAUGGUCCAUGAUAAUGUUGGUUCUAUGCCUAUUGGAGAGAACCGAGGGGGGGACCUAGCCUCAUUGAAUAAAAGAAAAGAAGUUGAAGUUAAUGGUGACACGGGAAAUAACACUUUUGCAUCACUUGAUCCUACAUUGGUACAACCAUCUAUUGUUCAAGGAACACGUCUCCCUCUCCAUGAACUCAAAAAACCUAAACCUGGACCUGGACCUUUAUUAGAGUUGAUUCUCAGUUGGCUAUUGUUUCAACGCAGCCGACUCCUGCUUUUUCAGUGGCCAAUGAGUAGUUCAGUCCAGUAUCCUUCUGCUAGGCUCUCUCACUUCCUAAAGCGAAAAUGA
Molecule: messenger RNA, 930 nt
Organism: Fraxinus pennsylvanica
Lineage: Eukaryota; Viridiplantae; Streptophyta; Magnoliopsida; Lamiales; Oleaceae
Source: the annotation of a GenBank genome assembly